AUGCGAAGCGGGUCCCAGGGGUCCGCACCUCCAGGCCUAGGGAGCCACACGAGCAGCUGUGAGGUCAUCCCGCCCCCUGCCGAUGACACCCAGGGGGACUUGGCCUUCUCCGCAGGCUUGGGGCCCAAUUUUAGGCGGCUGAGGGAACCGUUGCAGCCCAGAGACCCAAAUCCCGUGGGCGUCGGCCUCUCCUUCCCGCACGCACGCCCCGCAAGCCGGGAAAGCCUUUGCACGCCCCGGGGGAACCGGGAGGACAAAGAACGCCAGAGGGGUGGUGAACUGGGGGAGACAGAAGCCGACCGACUCGUCUCCCUUCCGGGGGGGACGGCGGGAAGGGGCGUCCGGGAGAGAGAAGGGCCGCGGACUGGGCUCCCCGGGGUUGGCCGCCCGCCCAGGCGCGAGCCGGAGCCGCCGCACUCACCUGCCCGAGCCGCCGCCGCCGCGUCCCCACAGCCGCGCACUCGGCGCCCCGCGCCGGCCCACGGUUUUGAGCCCCGCGGGGCGGGCUGGGGGCGGGAGCUCGGUGGGAGGGGGCGGGCCGGAGGGACCUUUGCGCAGCGGCCCCCCAGCCCGACCGGACCCGGGUGCUGGGCCCAGCACAGCCGAGGCGGGGCGGGUGCGGCCGAGGCGGGGCGAGGUCGGCGGGCGGCGUCCCGAGGCCCGCCGAAGGUCCGGAGCCGGCGGGUCCCCUCUCUUUCGGUGACUCCGCCCACGCGGGUCGCUGACACCCCGGGGCUGGGCUUUGGCCAAAGUCCCCGCACGCUUUUCGGGAUCCGAGGCCUGGGGCGCACCGGGGACAUGCCGGGGCCUCACCAGAGGAGUGGGCUCGGCCUCCCUCCCCGAGGCCUCCUCUCCCGCCCUCAGUACCGUGGGGUUUGA
Molecule: messenger RNA, 879 nt
Organism: Lontra canadensis (Northern American river otter)
Lineage: Eukaryota; Metazoa; Chordata; Mammalia; Carnivora; Mustelidae
Product: proline-rich protein 2-like
Exons: 2
Coding region: 1-879 (292 amino acids)
Source: RefSeq, a predicted model, not a curated record